AUGGCGUCGACAUCGGCACCACUGCCAUCGGCUCCUGCGCCAACGAGCUCGGCAACGCAUCUGGGCCUUCUUCCGGAAAUUCCCCGAGCGAGCUCCAUUAUUGUGAUUGGUAUGGCUGGCUCCGGCAAGAGUACCUUCACCGCCAGCCUGCACGACCAUCUGCAUGAAAGGGAAAAGGAACAACAAGAUGAACGAGAGCAGCAGCAGCAAACGGGCGCAUCAGCAUCAGAACCAGCAUCGACGUCGCAGAUCACAGCACCCUACAUGGUCAAUCUUGAUCCUGCUGUUGGCACUCUAGGCUACGAACCCAACGUGGACAUCCGAGAUACCGUCGACUACGCUCGUGUCAUGGAGCAGUACAACCUUGGACCUAACGGCGGUAUUCUGACCGCACUCAACCUUUUUACAACCAAAUUUGACCAGGUGCUCAACAUUCUCGAGAAACGAGCAAAGCAAGUCGACCACAUUGUGCUAGAUACACCGGGUCAGAUCGAGAUCUUUACAUGGUCCGCAUCGGGUUCCAUCGUGACCGAUGCGUUGGCAAGUUCUAUGCCUACCGUGGUAGCUUACAUCAUCGAUACGCCAAGAACGACAGCGCCAGCAACGUUCAUGAGCAACAUGCUCUACGCUUGCAGCAUCUUGUACAAGACAAAGUUGCCCUUCAUCCUCGUGUUCAACAAGACAGAUGCACAGUCGCAUCAGUUUGCGCUCGAGUGGAUGCAGGAUUUUGAAAAAUUUCAGCAAGCUUUGGCCGCUGGAAACGCCACCGAUCCGUCGUCUACUGUGACGCAGCAAGGACUGGAUCCGAGGGCUCGCAACUACGACGCCGAGGGGAGCCAAGGUUACAUGAACAGCCUCAUGAACAGCAUGAGUCUUGUGCUCGACGAGUUUUACAAGAAUCUGAGGGCCGUUGGAGUUUCAUCGGUGACCGGCGACGGCAUGGACGAUUUUCUGGCAGCGGUGCAAGAGGCGCGUCAAGAGUAUCUAAAUGACUAUCGACCCGAGCUGGAACGACUGGCCAAGCAGCGCGAUGCCAAGCGCGAGACCAGCAAGAAGGAGCAACUUGCUCGAUUGAUCAAGGAUAUGAACAUGGGCGGCAAGUCGACAUCAGUACAGGAUAGCAACGUGGCGAAAGUGGUGACCAAGUCAAGCGAAGACUUGUCGCGACACAUUGACGAAGAGUACGAAGGCGACGGACAGAUCAUCGAACCGGACUCGGACGAAGAAAAGCCGCACUACGAAUAUCCAGGGCCAGAAUACGAUCGCGGAGAUGGCACUGUGUGGCCUCGACCCGGCUAG
Mycosarcoma maydis (corn smut) is the source of this 1299-nucleotide messenger RNA. Its product is annotated as GTPase NPA3. NCBI's taxonomy places the organism in Eukaryota, Fungi, Basidiomycota, Ustilaginomycetes, Ustilaginales. The record is from RefSeq and is a predicted model, not a curated record. The coding region runs from base 1 to 1299 and encodes 432 amino acids. Gene Ontology annotation, molecular function: GTPase activity. The transcript has 2 exons.